Messenger RNA from Sinocyclocheilus rhinocerous, 4720 nucleotides. It is a transcript of the gene ano2a, whose product is annotated as anoctamin 2a. NCBI's taxonomy places the organism in Eukaryota, Metazoa, Chordata, Actinopteri, Cypriniformes, Cyprinidae. The transcript has 26 exons. Gene Ontology annotation, biological process: chloride transmembrane transport. Gene Ontology annotation, cellular component: plasma membrane. Gene Ontology annotation, molecular function: intracellularly calcium-gated chloride channel activity; protein dimerization activity. Bases 104 to 3898 code for a protein of 1264 amino acids. The record is from RefSeq and is a predicted model, not a curated record.
GAAGUUUGAGCGUCUCGAGCGCUCCACGGAAUUAACGGCAGCAGCACGAGCGCGUUAAGCUGCGCGGGGCCGCGAGCGGAUUGUCCACCAUAUCACCGGGAACAUGAAGAUGGCACUGAACAGGUCGCCCUCUGCCACGGAAAAUUGGAAUGGGGCCCCUGAGCGCAUGCGUGUUUCUGCCGUGAAGAGUGAGUCCUCUUCAAUGCAGAGCGAGAAACUCCGCUGUCUUGCCCGAGAUAUCUCUGAACAGGGCCAGCAGGGCACGGCCAGCAGCGGGCAUGAUGCCAACGACAUUGCUGAGGACACGGAGGAGCCGGGCCCUGGUCCAGGAGGAGGGCUGUGUUUUGCAGACGACCGCAGAAGAGUGGACUACGUUCUUGUUUAUCACUGCAAGAGACGUCAGUCCCAACACCGCCUCUCUGUUGUCUCUAACGGUAACGUGCCGUCUCAAAGCCCCACCCCUUCACGCAGGAGUACGAAGGGCGAUAUUUUGGAGGCAGUGCUGGAGGCGGGGCUUGCAAUGGAACCCGCCAACGAACUACAAGAUAAAAUUAGAGAGGAAUUUGAAAGAGGACUUCAGGAGGAAGGCUUGGAGAUUGAACAUGACAAAGAGAUGAGAACGGUCCGGUUUACCCGUCUCCAUGUUCCCUGGCCCGUUCUCAGUCGUGAGGCAGAACUUCUUAAGAUCAGAGUGCCGACUAAAAAGACAUAUCAACUGAAAGAGAAGAUGGGGCUCAUGGGCGUAAUAAGCACGUUUUGGACAAAGAUCAAUCAGCCGUUCCAGCCCCAAGACCCACGCACACGGGUGCUAUCCCAACCGUUCAGCAGAGACAAGCUACACCUAUUUGAUAUAAAGUCGAAAAACAGCUUGUUCAGCAAUGCAAUACGAGGUCGAAUUGUUUAUGAAAUUCUGAGGCGCACCGCCUGUACACAGACCUGUCAAACUAUGGGUAUUGCAUCACUGCUAGCUAAAGGGGUUUAUGAUUCUGCCUUCCCUCUGCAUGAUGGAGACUUUGACAGCUCAGAAGAUAAAGAGCAUCGCAACGACAGACAGAUGCUGCAUGAGGAAUGGGCCAAUUAUGGUGCUUGCUACAAAUAUCAGCCAAUGGACCUUAUAAGGAAGUACUUUGGAGAGAAGAUUGGCCUGUAUUUUGCCUGGUUGGGAGUGUACACACAGCUGCUGAUUCCAGCCUCGGCUUUAGGAGUCGCAGUAUUCCUGUACGGCUGCCUCACCGUAGACACCAAUGUGCCCAGUCAAGAGAUGUGUGAUGAACGUCUUAAUUUCACCAUGUGUCCUCUAUGUGAUCGUGUGUGUGAUUACUGGCAGCUGAGCAGUAUCUGCAGUACGGCGCGUACCAGCUAUCUGUUUGAUAACCAUGCCACAGUGGGCUUCGCCAUCUUUAUGUCCCUCUGGGCUGCAGUGUUUCUAGAACACUGGAAGAGGAGGCAGCGAUGUUUACAGCACAGCUGGGAUCUGACAGGCAUGGAAGACGAUGAGGAAAGGGCUGAGAAUGAGCUACGACCAGCAUAUGAGGACUUUCUUCUUAAGAAACAAGAGAAGGCGGCAAAGAAUAAGAAGAAGGAAGAGCUUGCCUCUGAGUCUUUGUCAUGGACAGACAGGCUGCCAGGGUACUGCAUCAACAUAUCCUCUAUCCUCCUUAUGGUUGGGGUCACGUUCUCUGCCGUAUCUGGAGUGAUUCUCUACCGUAUCAUUGUGUUUGCUGUUAUGUCAAUGAACCCUGAUCAUGAGGCCAAGGCUAAUGUGCGUGUAACCGUGACAACCACCGCUGUCAUCAUCAACUUGCUGGUGGUUCUGGUGCUGGAUGAGAUCUACGGCGCUAUAGCGGCCUGGAUUACAGAGCUUGAGAUUCCAAAGACUGAAUCGACAUUUGAGGAGCAUGUGAUCUUGAAAGCUUUUUUGCUGAAGAGCAUGAAUGCAUUUGCACCUGUCUUCUAUGUGGCCUUCUUUAAGGGCAGGUUUGCCGGUCGCCCGGGUGACUAUGUUUAUGUCUUUAAGGAUUUCCGCAUGGAAGAGUGUUCUCCAGGUGGUUGUCUUAUUGAAGUGUGUAUUCAGCUGGGAAUCAUUAUGUUGGGAAAGCAGCUCAUUCAGAAUAAUGUGUUUGAAAUUGCCAUUCCAAAGCUGAAGAAGAUGUAUCGCACAUAUAAGGAGGAGAAAGAUGGAUCGGCAGAUGAGGAGGACAAAGAUUCGAAACGAGAACCACAGCGCUGGGAUUUGGACUAUGAUCUGGAGCCAUAUGAAGGAUUGAGCCCAGAGUACAUGGAGAUGGUUAUUCAGUAUGGAUUUGUCACACUUUUUGUGGCCUCCUUCCCGCUGGCACCAGUCUUCGCUCUGCUUAAUAAUGUCAUUGAAAUCCGACUAGAUGCGGCAAAAUUCGUCACUGAAAUACGCAGACCUGAUGCAGUCAGUGCUAAAGAGAUUGGCAUAUGGUACAACAUCUUGAGUGGAAUCAGCAAGUUUGCUGUCAUUACAAAUGCAUUUGUGAUCUCCUUUACAUCUGAGUUCAUUCCUCGGAUGGUGUAUCAGUAUUUGUACAGUGAGACAGGCACCAUGCAUGGUUAUACCAACCACACACUGGCUUAUUUCAACACAAGGAACUUUAAACCUGGCACUGUCCCGCAUGACACCGACUUUGACAGACAACUCCGUAUUUGCAGGUACAAAGACUAUCGAGAUCCACCUUGGUCUCCUGAAUCUUACCAGCUUUCUAAGCAGUACUGGUCUGUGCUCGCUGCACGCCUGGCUUUUGUCAUUUUUUUCCAGAACUUGGCCAUGUUCCUCAGUAUGCUGGUGGCAUGGUUGAUCCCAGAUGUGCCUCGUUCUCUGAAGGAGCAGUUGAAGAGAGAGAAAGCACUCAUGAUGGAUCUUCUGCUCACCGAGGAGGCAGACAAGCAAUGCACCCAGUCACACCCAUUGACAACUACUAACAAUGAUGUAGUCAUCAAGUGUCUAGAGGAAGGAUCAUCGGAGGAGCUGCCUGUCUGCAGUGGGGUAUUGCUAAGCCAGCCAGAUGAAGAGCUGAAAGAACUACAGGUGACCAACGGAGAGGAGGAAGAGCUUGAGGAACAAUCAGCAGAGGAACCCAUCGCAUCCACCAGUGAUCUGCCUGAUAGGCCUCAACCUUCGACCUGUGAAAGUCUCAAUACAACUUCAGAGUCCCUGUCUAAGAUAGCCUGUCAUGAUGAAUCACCCACCACACCUUUAGCAUGUUCAAACCAGUCCAUUCAUUCAAUCAAAACCUGCUCACUACCACGGCACCGAGAGUUCGACUCGAAUGAACCUCCACCUCGAGACCCAAGUUCCAGAGCUAAGAGCCGUUGCCGAACUCUUCCGCCAAGGCACAGAGGACCUGAAGCUGAAGCGCAUGUAACCAGACCUAGCCACUCGACAACAUUCCCACAUCUCGACCAGAAAGUUCCUCCAUCCUCUAGUGAGCUCACCCGAAUGGUCUCUAGAGGACCAUCUAAAACCAAGCCCUCUGAAAGCCAAAUGUCUGUCUCAGAUUCACUGGAUUCAGAGCUCACGAGCAGCCAUUCCAUCGCGCUCCCUCGCCCGCCAUCCAGACCGGAGCUUGCUAGCAGCCUUUCGACAGUCUUGCCACGUCCUCCUUCGAAACCAGAGCUUGUGGGCAGCCAGUCAACAGGACUACCACGGCCUCCCUCCAAACCAGAGCUGAUGGGAAGUGCAACGAAAGGGCUUCCACCUCCUGAUCCAGGCUCGAAAGUUAAGGGCCGAUGCCAGACUCUUCCUCCGAAGUAUAGAGGCGCAGAGACUUCUGGGGAGACGAAGACCAGACCUAGUCACUCCACCACCUUCACACACCUCAGUCAACAGAUCCCCCCCUCACCCAGUGAUCUCAAACGUAACACUCCCAUAUGAGUGGGACAAGAUGAAGUGGAACAACACUCCACCUUUUCAGCACCUUGCAUCCGAUCACCAUUCUCAGUGCCAGGCAACCCAUGCCAUCAACAACUCAUCUUUAAUUUCUCAAUGGUGACUGAACAAGCAUCUUCAGUAACUCUGGAUGUAGAUCAAUUGUUGAUGGCUUGGUGGAGGUUCACUUGGUUGGUUAACUAGGGGGACUUCUUUUGCACAGAAUCACCAACUUUAUUGGAGGACCGAGUGCAGACUUGUGCAUUCUGGGUGUUCUUCUGGAGCCAUUUGACAUGGCUCGAUGACUCUUAAACAUUGUCUUAUACUGUGACUUGCCAUUCUCUCUUUCACAUAUAAACUCCUGUACAGACAUAAGCAGAUAUACACACACCAGAUCUCAUUAACCUGACCUCUUGAACCAGAACAGGUGAGAAGAGAGAGAGGCUUAGGAAUAUGGGCCAAAGGGCUUUGCAGUCCAUACGAUUUGUUACUCAGCAAGUGGAACUUUCAUUUCGUGGUGUGUUCUUUCAUGAGUUUUGCUAACAUGUACUUAACCAGAAUAAUAACUAAAUGUGAACUUAUUAACACAAUACGUCAGCUUCAGAAUGAGCCAACUUGUUUGUGGAAUUGUCUAUUUGUCUUUGGUGGCAACAUCUGUAGUGUCUCAUCCAUAUGGCAAGUUAGCACGUAGCUUGGCAGCACGCUCAUGACAUGAUAAAGAAAUGUGAUGUUGAAAUGGAUUCGUAGCCAAUUACGUUGUACAUUGCAAAUACACUGUAGUAUUUUACAUAAUCCCAUUUAGCACUAUGCUAGCACAGCUAAAGCUAA